AUGUCUUUUUCAGUCAGGAUAUCCACAAUGCUCGCCAUCUUCCUGUCGAGCUUCUGGAUUUUCCCCUUUGUUUUCGGCGCAGCAAAACCGAGUCGAUCUUCGCGAAAUUAUGAGCGAUCCUUAGACAGCUGGGUAUCGGUCGGCCACAAUGGGAACUGGCCAUGCUCCAGUGACGAAAUUGAGGUUAUCGAGAACGCGGUAGAGUAUACCAAGAUUCUGGCGAAUGGGGCGAUAGUGGCUUUGGAUGAUACGGGAACGUCCUCCUCAGCAUAUUUGCGCUGGUUUGGUGACGGCAACGCUUACGAAUCUGACCUCGAAACCAUCAGAGAAUAUCACUAUGAGGCUGUAAUUUCCGAGCUGCGAGCCCCUGAGUCUGGAACCGUGGACUCGGUAGAAGAAGGCGGCGAGGAUCCAGAAAGACUCGUUUACGCCUGUCCUGCCGCGGGUGACUCUUUCUGCGCGUCAGGCGAGGCAGCUGCGGUGGUUAACGCCGGCGAUUAUGGCUUCAGUGUUAAUCUCCUCUACGUCUGUCCUUCAUUUUUCAAUAAGGUCAGCCACUCGCGGAUGCUAUCCAACUGGCGCCAAGGUACAUAUACGCCGUCCGCUGGCUUGGUUCUUCUUCACGAGAUGCAGCACCUCGAUGCUGUCGUGGGUUCAGAGAGACGCAGUGUCGAUCACGCCUUCUCAGUCAGAGGUUGCGAGGAUCUUGACGACGAAGAGAAGAUCACGAAUGCACAAAAUUUUGCUUUCUUCGCAUUGGACGUAACUGCAAGCCCUUAA
Messenger RNA from Colletotrichum orchidophilum, 780 nucleotides. RefSeq lists its product as uncharacterized. The coding region runs from base 1 to 780 and encodes 259 amino acids. The record is from RefSeq and is a predicted model, not a curated record. NCBI's taxonomy places the organism in Eukaryota, Fungi, Ascomycota, Sordariomycetes, Glomerellales, Glomerellaceae. Gene Ontology annotation, molecular function: metalloendopeptidase activity. The transcript has 3 exons.